AUGGUCAUCCCAUUCGACACCGGCGACGCACCACUUACUGCCAUCUGGGCAAUCCACGAAGACGACGCAAAAGCACCCCAAAACGCACCAUGGAGGACCAUCGUAGCGCAUUGGAGCAAGAUCGACUAUGCAGCAGAAAAGAAGAAGGGGCCUGGCACUCACCCUCAACCUGAUUUCAUGGGCGAUGUCGUUGACCCCAGAUCCACUCAGAAGUUCCCAGGCAACCUCCUCCUAAAUGCCACCGUCGAAGGGCGUCUUCUCGAAACAAACUUCCAAGAAAAGCCCUGGAAGCAAGACUCCAAGAUGACAGGCGACAAAAUCCAAUUCAUGAUCGACAGCGACGCCAAAGAAGGCGACAUGCCCAAAUACGCCCAAGGCCAGCGCGCCUUCCUCUGCGGUUUCGCAUCUCACGCUCCGCCCUCAGGCAAAGGCAGCGAGCUGAUCAAGCCUAUCUAUCGUGACGACUUCUGCACAUGGGGCCACAUCGAGGAGGGCGGCAAGCGGUGGAAGAUCUUGCCGAUGUAUUUCAUUCCUCACGGCGGCGGCAUCGAGGCUCUUUGUCAGAAUGUGUCGAAGUAUAAGUUUAACGCUAGCAAGGGACCACACAUUGCUGCGAGGAUGGCGCAGAAGGUGCCAGAGUUGGUUAGUAGUGACUUGGUGGUUAGUGAGGAGAAUCCUCAAGGGGAUGGGGACGCGGCGAAGACGAAUGGUGAUGUGGAUCCCGAUAGUGUGGUUGUGGGAGGGGGAGAUAUCAAGUUUGAUACUCCGGAGGAGGAGCCGGCUGAUGAUGAGGCUGUUGAUGCUACUGAGGAUGCGUUGUUGAAGGAGCCUUUGAAAGAAGCGAAUUUUGGAGAGGAGGCUGAACGUGCUGAUGAGGCUGCUGUGGAGCAUGGGGAUGAUUGGUGA
Molecule: messenger RNA, 906 nt
Organism: Mollisia scopiformis
Lineage: Eukaryota; Fungi; Ascomycota; Leotiomycetes; Helotiales; Mollisiaceae
Exons: 2
Coding region: 1-906 (301 amino acids)
Source: RefSeq, a predicted model, not a curated record